AUGGAGCAGAAAGGUCGAUUCACCAUCAUCGAUCUCGUGCCAACGUCGCCAGCAUCAGAGUUGCCAUCUGCCAUGAUGACCUUUGGGGACAAAGGCCAACCAUGUGGGCCAGCAGAACCCAAAGACGUGGCCAGAGCAGAGCCCAAGGUCCACUUCAGAGUGCAGGCCAAAGGCGAACAGAUAGAAGGCAGUACCCCAAGAGAUGCAGCGUUGAUCCAAGACUCGACCAGCCCCGCGCCAGUAGCUACGACAUCAACACCCGUCGGAUUCAAGGAGCCUUCUAUCCGAGCCUCUGGUGCGCCAGCCCGUGAUACCGCGUCUGAGGCGGCGAUGGAGAAGAUCAUGCACGAACUCGUGAUGGAGUCUUCGAAACACCGGUCGCUCCUUGUUGAGAUGUUGACGACCAACAGUGAACUUCUUCACGAGCUCAAGCAGCUUCAGAGUCAUGAAAACGGCGCGAAUUCCAUCGCCUCGGACCUUGCGGCUGAGGUCGCACGACUCACGGAUGCGGUCGCAAUGCUCACAAGGGAGAAUCAGCGACUGGAGCAGAAAAGCUCAGCACUUGAAACUCGGCUUCAGAACCAGGUGACUGUCAGCGAUGACUUGCGCUGCGAGCUGAAGACGCUGACAGCCUACACGGAGUCACUCGUGCAACAACUGAACACCGACGUAAGCUGCACGAAGACAACAACACCUUGUGCGAUUCUCGCGACAACAGGACCUCCGCUACCAUCGGCAUGCAAUUCUCAAAGCGACGACCCAGCACCCUCCCCGGAGGUCGAAGUUGUCCAUUCUGGACAUGUCCAGGAUUCUGGGCCAAGUCGCCGAAACUCGUCAGCAACAGCGGCCUCCGAGGCGCUUGAGCAGAUGAUGCUGUCCCAAACGAUGCACUUGAUGUCAAAAACUUCAUCGAGCAUGGUCCGGUCCAGCACAAGCCCGGAGCCGCUGCAUCAUCUCGCGCGGCGUGCCAGCUCCGGUUUUUAUGAAGGACUCUUGCCACUGCGAGGCACACCGACACAAUUUGGUCCAAACGCAGUUGGAGCCAAUCUACCGCGCGUGGCCACUGCGAUGGGCCUGUCUCUCAGCUCCUCGCCUUUGUCGCAUGCGUUUACAUCGAACCAAUCCAGCCACCCAUCACAUACCAUUCCUCCAAGUGCUUCAAGACCAUUUGCACUCGGAGCUGUGCCGCGUGCAAGUAACGGCAUCCACCCCGCUCAAGUUCCGGUCGCGUGGCGACAAUAUAGUGCGCAACCACGGGGCCCAAUUGAUACAAGCUCCAUGAUUGAGGGGCUCGCUUCCAAUAUGGCACACACAAGUCCAACCACGUAUACAUCAAGUCACAAGGGCAAUGCAUCGUACUGCGUCAACGACACUCCUGCCUCAUCCCUGGUGUAA
Molecule: messenger RNA, 1395 nt
Organism: Saprolegnia parasitica CBS 223.65
Lineage: Eukaryota; Oomycota; Saprolegniomycetes; Saprolegniales; Saprolegniaceae
Exons: 2
Coding region: 1-1395 (464 amino acids)
Source: RefSeq, a predicted model, not a curated record